AAGCGUGUAUUGUUUUUUUUUUUGUUUUCAGUCAAAUUUUAAGGCCGCAGCAUCGCAAAUUUUCACGUAAAUUGCUUCUGAACCAAUAAAUACUUGCUUGGCAAUAUUCAACGAUGUCUAAAAUAGUUCGCAGGGACAUUUCUCCCAUGUUGCAAGAGCUCCGUAAUUUUCUAUUGGGCCGAAAACAUAACAACGCUUUACGUUGGGAGGAUGGAAUAGCCGCUAGGACACAACCGCCACCAAACUUACCAGAAGGACCGCACCACAAAUUAUCGGCAAAUCAUUAUUGUAUUCGGGAUGCUCGACGAGAAGUGGCUCCACCAAUUAAUGUGUCAUCCCAGAAAUUACUUGCGGACAAAAGCUUUACUAAAUUGCCGACUCCCGGAAGAUCCUACGCCUGGGAUAAGCAUUAAAUCUCGCCUGAACACUUUAGUGGAACUGUAAACGGAAAAAAAUUCUAACCCAAUGUAAAUGAUUAAAAAAAUAAAAUUUCCUGUUCCUGUUUCAAUAA
Uranotaenia lowii is the source of this 511-nucleotide messenger RNA. RefSeq names its product NADH dehydrogenase [ubiquinone] 1 alpha subcomplex subunit 7-like. The coding region runs from base 114 to 413 and encodes 99 amino acids. The record is from RefSeq and is a predicted model, not a curated record. Gene Ontology annotation, cellular component: mitochondrial inner membrane. Gene Ontology annotation, biological process: mitochondrial electron transport, NADH to ubiquinone; ATP synthesis coupled electron transport. Lineage: Eukaryota; Metazoa; Arthropoda; Insecta; Diptera; Culicidae. The transcript has 4 exons.